Molecule: messenger RNA, 1764 nt
Organism: Ascochyta rabiei
Lineage: Eukaryota; Fungi; Ascomycota; Dothideomycetes; Pleosporales; Didymellaceae
Exons: 4
Coding region: 1-1764 (587 amino acids)
Biological process (GO): fatty acid metabolic process
Molecular function (GO): medium-chain fatty acid-CoA ligase activity
Source: RefSeq, a predicted model, not a curated record
AUGGCACAGGUGUACGAUCAGUCUCGCAAUGAUGCCUUCCAGCGACUGAACCAAACUCUCCUACAAAUCGAUCCAUACAUCCUGCCACCAUACCCAAAUCUCUCAAUCGUCUCUGGUCCUCUCGAUCCUCCUCUCCUACAGUUGACGCUUUCACAACUCCUUUCCCAGCAGGCCGAGCGCCAUGCAGACAACGAAGCUAUAAUAAUACCAUGGACGGGUGCGCGGUGGACAUACAAGAAGCUAUGGGAGGAGUCGAGCUUGCUUGCACGAGCUCUGUUGAAAUAUGGCGUUCGCUCAAGAGACAGGGUGGGAAUCAUGAGCGGAAACUGUGAGAAGUACAUUGCAGUCUUCUUCGCAUGCGCACGAGUUGGCGCGAUAUGCGUAACGCUCAACAACACCUACACGCCAACAGAGAUGGAAUAUGCGCUGAAGCACACGAGGUGCAGUGUACUGUUCACCACACCAACAAUCGCACGUUUCGACAACCAGCCGCUUCUGGAGCGGCUAAAGGCUAAAGAUCUAUCUGCAGUAUUACCAGACUUGAAGACUGUCUGUCUAAUACGCGGUGACGACAGCAGUUUCAUAAAAUACGACGACCUUCUCCAUGAAGCAGAGAUUAUACCAGAGCAUAUCUUGGGCAUUUUUGACGGCAUCGUCAGUCCUCAUGAUGUAGCCAAUCUUCAGUUCACAAGCGGCAGCACUGGUAACCCCAAGGCUGCUAUGCUGACACAUUAUAACCUCAUCAACAACUCACGCUUCAUCGGCGACCGCAUGGACUUCACAGAAAAUGAUAUACUCUGUUGUCCACCGCCUCUGUUCCACUGCUUUGGCCUCACACUUGGUUUGCUUGCAACACUGACGCACGGUGGUAAAAUUGUCUUUCCAGAGGAGUCGUUCGACCCCGCCGCAUGUUCAAAAGCCAUCUCUGAUGAGCGGUGCACUGCGCUUCACGGCGUACCAGCCAUGAUGGAAUCUAUCAUUGACGUCCCGAAGCCUACGGGCUGGUCCUCUAAGCUUCGCACCGGGAUUGUUGCGGGAAGUCCCGUACCUCGCUGGCUCAUGGAGCGUAUGGUCAAUGAGCUUGGAAUGUCAGACUUCACAUCGAGCUACGGUCUGACCGAAGCUUCACCUACUGUGUUCAACGCACAUACCACCGACUCUCUCCAUGCGCGACUGACAAGCGUCGGUACUGUACUUCCUCAUGCUCGAGUCAAGAUUGCAGAUCAUCAGGACCGAGUCGUGCCCAUCGGUGUUCGUGGCGAGCUUUGCAUAUCAGGUUACCAGCUUUGCAGAGGAUACUGGGAGAACCCUGAGAAAACGGCUGAGUUACUCGUCAGGGAUGAGCAUGGCGAGCUGUGGCUGCAUACUGGUGACGAAGCGGUACUUGAUGUGGAUGGGUACUGUACGAUUACGGGCCGUUUCAAGGACAUCAUUAUUCGAGGCGGUGAAAAUAUCUACCCUCUCGAAAUCGAAGAGCGUCUGGUACAGCAUCCAUCUAUCGCCCGUGCCAUUGUUGUCGGCGUGUCACAUCCUCGCUACGUCGAAGUACCUGCUGCGUUCCUUCUUCACAAGGAAGGCACCGAGAAGCUAGGGCUAGAAGAUAUCAAGGCCUGGGUCAGAAAAGUACUGGGCCGACACAAGGCACCUAUGCACGUGUUCUGGCUUGGAGAGGACUGUGAUGGAGAGGUGCCUUUAACAGGCAGCGGCAAGAUCAAGAAAUUUGUCUUGAGAGAUGUCGCGGAAAAGACACUAGAGCAGAAGUGA